Molecule: messenger RNA, 3338 nt
Organism: Amoebophrya sp. A120
Lineage: Eukaryota; Dinophyceae; Syndiniales; Amoebophryaceae
Source: the annotation of a GenBank genome assembly
GCAGGAGCCCCGGAAGUUGUAUUCCAAUUCGUGCGGGGGUAGCUGCUCCUGGGGCGGCUGAUAUUAGCAGCUCGUCGUCGUCUACGCGCGAGCAAGAGAUGAAAAUGUGCGAGCCUGAAGACCACCUUAGACAAAAUGAUGAAACUACACAGCUUGACCUCUUCAAUCGCCAGGUCUAUUUGGACGAAGUCGGGCUGGGGUUGGCUCAUCAUCUUCCAGGUUCAUCUACUUCGAUACACGGUGGACCUUAUGGAUUGCAAAUAUGUCUGGGUCUGGAAGGUUGCAACUUGUGAUGCUGUGUUUGGAUUCCAAAAAAAAUUUGUAUUGCAUGACCAGCAACAGGUGUCCAGUUCUUGCUACGUGGAGGUGGCACUUCUCAUGCGGAAUUGGCAUCAGGGAUCCCUCUAAAAGUCUGUGAUGCUAGGUCGUGCAUUACAGGCAUUCUGGGUCAUGCAAAAUAUGCAUGACAAACCUGGCAAUCUUCCAGACCCAGACAUUUUCACAUUUGAUAGACCUGCUGCUGUAACAAAUUUUAUUCACCAGCAUGCUGUGCUAAUCCAAAGCCAAUUGCCGUCCUUGGCCGACUAUGAACUGCAAAAGUAUCGCACUCGUAUAAAUGCAUGACAGAUUUCCUCAGCAUGAAAAAUGAAAUUUGUAAUGCCGAUUUACCUUGAGAAAGAAAUUUGUAAUGCAUGACUGCGAUUACUACGAACGAGUACGAUACUUUUGCACAGGAUACCGACCCCUGGACUUUCUACCGCGGAACAGACUUGGUCGACAAAAUCGAGGAAUACGUGUUCUCGGAGCCGGGAGAUGAUUAUCUUUAUCAAAACGGGUGUAGAGAGCGGACCGUCCCGGGCGGAGGGAUUAGAUGCAAGAAUUUUGUCAUCGACCAAGAUCCUUCCGACCAAGAAUUUCGAACGCACGUGUUCACGGUCUUGAACAACAUUUGGGUGGUAUCCUGAUUAAAAACGUCCCCACACCAGAGUCAAGAUGGGAAAUCUGCUAGACAAAUCAGCCAGCUUUCGUUGUUUGGCAUGACAAGUUUGUCCUCGUAGUUUAGUCCUGUUGAGCUAGUUCAGGAGAAGCAUCACAGAUCUAGCGCAGCAUGCUGAUUCUAGCAUCGCAAAUUCCAAAACACGAAUAGAGAAUGCCUCUCAUAGGGCUCCGCAUGAGAAACUUUUUUGGCAUGCAGAAUUGCAUGACAGCUCUGGGGUGGGGAUGUUUUUACACAGGAUAGGUGGCCUUGCAGGAGGAGGCGCGAACAAAUGAAGCGCUCGCCUUUGUGUUACUAGGGAAGAAACAAAUGCAAAGUAAAUCUGCUGCCGCUGCGCAUAACAAAGAGGAUUCGACUGCAGAACAAGGAUCAUCUUCAUCAUCAUCUGGAAAUAAAGCGAGGGAGGACGUCGAAGACCCUGCAGCCCCGUAUCAAGACGCAGUUUUUUUACCACGCAGUGGCCGUUUUUUACCACGUGAAGAAGAAGACCUCCUACUUGCCGAUCUUCUCGCGGAAAGAGUGUUCGAAUUCGUUCCCUCUAAACUCGCAUUCGACGUGGAUAAUGACACGGUUCGGAUCAAGCGCGCAAGUGGCUCCGGGGUGGAACGCGACCCCCACCGCGAACCAAGAAUGCUGCAGAUGGGUCGCCGACUCCACCGGAGAGACAAUUACGUGAUUUCAGUCACCUCGGAACAAUCACUGAAGUACACCCCCCCGCCGGGGGAUAGCGACUUGGACCUAUCCGACAACCCAACCUACGUAAUGUUUUACGGGGCUCGCCCAAGGAAGCAGGCAAAGCCCGUUUUCCGAUUCGACCUGGAGUUCGCCCCCAGGAUCGCGACGGUGGAUAAAGCGAGACCGAGUUUUGAUGGGAACAACAGUAGUUCUUCAUCUUCAGGCGCUAGUAGUAGUGAAAGUUCUGAUGAAUCGUUUGCGGCAGAUGGAGCGAGAGUAGAUCACGACCGUCGUUGGCAGGAAGUAGAACCCGUUGAUUUCUAUCGCGAGUUUGGCAUCCCUUUGCCCCACGAACGGCGGGGCGGGUUUUCUUUUCGACCACAAGAAAAUGAUGUAGCCGGCGUCGAGGCCACGGCCGCCGGCGCGAUUACUGACGACGACGAUGAACACAUCAUGUUGGGACCAAUUUUGGCUUUGCCCAACCAGGAUCAUGAUGGUGAGGAUGAUAAUGUUGAAAUAACUCCCGCCCGUGACGAGCCGGAGCAGGCCCAGGCCCACCGCGACGAGCCGCCUUCCUUCCACCCUCCCCCACCACCCAUCGACGCGGAAGAUACGGAGAACGCAAAGAGGCAUUAUCCUCUCGCAAAAGUUCUUCUCACGAUCUGUCACCCUUUGAAGAAGCAGAUUCCGGGCCACUCGCUGAUCUGCAUGGACGUGGAGGUAACGUACCUAUCAAAUGCACAUAUGUCUGAAUCUGGAAACUUGUGAUGCUACUGGUUGUGAAUGAUGCAUAUACAACAGAUUCUAGACAGAGUCAUGUGAAACAAGCAUGACAAAGACAAGCUUGCAUUGUUCCAGACCCAGACACAUUUGCGUUUGAUACGCUGGAGAUGUUGGGGACGAUCAGCAAGUAUUAACGGCUGAUGGUGGUGGUAGCCCUAGAAGUGGCCCAACAACAUACAAGGUAGCGGUUGGAGGAGAGAAGAUUAUCGAUAUUUGUUGAAAAACAGAAACUAAUUUUGAAAAACAGAGACAUAGUGGAAGCCAACGACUCCCUCGCGCCACUCAUCGGCCCCUUCCCGGCAAUCCGGCACCAGUGGUGGUCCGAUGAACGAGGCCGCAACGCGGUUGAAGAGUGAUGCUCUGAAAAAGCUUUCUAUAUACUAGUGAUAAAAAAAAAGUUAAAAAAGAAAAACAAAAACAGAACGAACAAAGAGUCGUGAUCUUCCUAAGCAAGGUAGAACUGGUUCAAGAAGUAGUUUUUUUUGCAACGGAUUUUCGCAACAGAUUUAGAUUUUCAACGGAGUUGGGCGUUUCAUAAAAGUACCUUUUUCCAGCAGGCCGUAUAUUUUUAAAGCAGUUGUACACUACCGGUAGCAGUUACUAAGGAUUUUUUCAAGCUUCUUUGCGUACAGGGAUUUUUAUUGAAAUAGCGCUAGGGAAAAAAGGUGAGUAAACCUUUUUCCACCUUGCCGCAUGUCUACAAACAAACAAACAAAAAACAGAGACAUGAACAAAUUUUGUGAUACUACAAGAGACCGUACUAAAAAGAAACCGAAGUUGUAGGAGCUGUGCCAUGAUCAUGGGCAGCUUUUUUAUGUGAUCGAACUCGAAUACAGUGACAGGUUGUAAAUGAUAAAAAGAGAUCAUUUCAUUUUUGAAUGAG